CGCCGCGGGCGGAAGCGCGGGAGGGCAGGGCGGUGGCGCCGUCCCCUCAGAGGGGCGCUGGCGCGCGGGCAGCGGCUCUUCUGCCGGGAGCGGUCGGAGCACUGCACGGCUCGGCGAUGAGUGGCCCCCGCGCUCCAGGCCCCGAGGCCGGCGCCGCCGGGGCCGAGCCACCCGGCGCGGCGCUGAGCGUGGACGUGACGGGGCUGCUGGCGCAGCUGGCGCGCAGCUUCGCGCUGCUGCUGCCGGUGUACGCGCUGGGCUACCUGGGCCUGAGCUUCAGCUGGGUGCUGCUGGCGCUCGGGCUGCUCGUGUGGUGCCGCCGGAGCCGCGGCCUCAAGGCCACCCGCCUGUGCCGCGCGCUGGCGCUGCUGGAGGACGAGGAGCGCGCCGUGCGCCUGGGAGUGCGCGCCUGCGACCUGCCGGCCUGGGUUCAUUUUCCGGACACUGAAAGGGCAGAAUGGCUAAAUAAGACCGUGAAACACAUGUGGCCUUUUAUUUGCCAGUUUAUAGAGAAGCUGUUUCGGGAAACCAUCGAGCCAGCUGUGCGGGGCGCGCACCCCCACCUCAGCACCUUCAGCUUCACGAGGGUCGACGUGGGGCAGCAGCCCCUCAGGAUCAAUGGUGUUAAGGUGUAUACUGAAAAUGUGGACAAAAGGCAAAUUAUCUUGGACCUUCAGAUUAGUUUUGUAGGAAAUUGUGAGAUUGAUUUGGAGAUCAAGCGAUAUUUUUGUAGAGCUGGUGUGCAAAGUAUACAGAUUCAUGGCACCAUGCGGGUGAUCCUGGAACCGUUGAUUGGCGACAUGCCCUUAGUGGGAGCUUUGUCCAUCUUCUUCCUCAGGAAGCCACUUUUAGAAAUUAACUGGACAGGACUGACUAACCUUCUCGAUAUCCCCGGAUUGAAUGGUUUAUCAGAUACUAUCAUCCUGGAUAUAAUAUCCAACUAUCUGGUGCUUCCCAAUCGAGUCACCGUUCCUCUCGUCAGCGAAGUUCAGAUAGCUCAGUUGCGGUUCCCGGUACCAAAGGGUGUCCUCAGGAUCCACUUUAUUGAAGCUCAGGAUCUUCAGGGGAAGGACACUUACCUGAAGGGGCUUGUCAAGGGCAAGUCGGACCCGUAUGGAGUCCUUCGAGUUGGCAACCAGAUCUUCCAGAGCAAGGUCAUCAAGGAGAGCCUCAGCCCCAAGUGGAACGAGGUGUAUGAGGCUUUGGUCUAUGAGCAUCCUGGGCAGGAGUUGGAGAUCGAGCUGUUUGAUGAGGACCCAGACAAGGACGACUUUCUCGGGAGUCUUAUGAUCGACCUCAUUGAAGUUGAGAAGGAGCGCCUUUUAGACGAAUGGUUCGCCCUGGACGAGGUCCCCAAGGGAAAGCUGCACCUGAAGCUGGAGUGGCUCACGCUGGUGCCAAACGCCGUGAACCUCGAGAAGGUGCUGACAGACAUCAGAGCCGACAAAGACCAAGCCACUGACGGGCUGUCCUCCUCGCUGCUCAUCCUGUACUUGGACUCAGCGAGGAACCUUCCGAGUAUCUACGAGGGAGACUUUGGGUGUGGCUACUUAAAAGAGAGGCGAGCGUCGGGACUAGUGUUUUGUGAAAAUACUGCCUCAGUCUAUAGAGCACUCUUUAGUAACCCAUUAGAAUUUAACGCUGAUGUCUUGAAGAAGGCUGCAAUUCAGAAAGCUUUAAAGUCAGGGAAGAAAAUGAACAGCAACCCAAGCCCUCUUGUCCAGAUGUCCGUUGGUCACAAGGCCCAGGAGAGCAAGAUUCGGUACAAAACCAAUGAACCCGUGUGGGAGGAAAACUUCACUUUCUUCAUCCACAACCCCAAGCGCCAGGAGCUUGAAGUGGAGGUGCGAGAUGAGCAGCACCAGUGCUCUCUGGGGAACCUGAGGAUCCCGCUCAGCCAGCUGCUCGCCAGCGAGGACAUGACCAUGAACCAGCGCUUCCAGCUCAGUAACUCAGGUCCCAACAGCUCGCUGAAGAUGAAGCUGGCCCUCAGGGUGCUCCACCUUGAAAAGCAGGAAAGGUCUCCAGACCACCAGCACUCCGCGCAAGUCAAGCGACCCUCUGUUUCCAAGGAAGGGAGGAAAAUACCCGUCAGGCCUCAGAUGUCCGCAUCGCCAGGCACCGGUGACAGCAGCACAGCGCCGUCCUCCCCCGUCGUCGGGGGUGGCGAUAAGCCUGGCGUGGAAGAGCGAGCCCCGCCUGCAGAGGCCAGCCCUCAGGGGCCGCAAGACCUGGGCCGGAGCUCCUCCAGUCUCCAGGCCAGCGGCACCGGCUCCCCCAGCCACAUCUCCGUCAAGGAGCCCACCCCAAGCAUCGCCUCGGACAUCUCGCUGCCCAUCGCCACUCAGGAGCUGCGGCAGAGGCUGCGGCAGCUCGAGAACGGGACGACCCUGGGACAGUCCCCCCUGGGGCAGAUCCAGCUGACCAUCCGGCACAGCUCCCAGCGCAACAAGCUGGUGGUGGUGGUGCAUUCCUGCAGAAAUCUCAUUGCCUUCUCUGAAGAUGGCUCUGACCCCUACGUCCGCUUAUAUUUGUUACCAGACAAGAGGAGGUCAGGAAGGAGAAAAACACACGUGUCCAAGAAAACGCUGAACCCCGUGUUUGAUCAGAGCUUUGAUUUCAGCGUCUCUUUGCCGGAGGCGCAGAGGCGAACCUUGGACGUGGCUGUGAAGAACAGCGGGGGCUUCCUGUCCAAAGACAAAGGGCUUCUUGGCAAAGUUCUGGUCGGUCUGGCAUCGGAGGAACUCGCCAAAGGCUGGACCCAGUGGUACGACCUCACGGAAGACGGGACGAGGCCACACGUGGUGACGUAGGUCCCUGGGGAGCCAGUCGCCCUCCCCACCCCCGCCUGCCCAGCCCUGUGCUCGGGACGCACCGAUGCUGUUUUUGCCAGUUCCUGUCUCUGGUUCCUUCCCGGUUUUAUAAGACGUGUUGACCUUUUCGGCAUAUUCGGCCGGUAUGAUCAUUAAGUUUUGUAUGUUUCCUUUCCUCUGGUGUCUCCCGGUCACCCCCGCGUGUGGAGGAGAGAGGUGGGCGCUGUGCCUGCAGGGCUGCGUGCCAGCCGCCCCGCCAGAGCCGACGUCUGGCUGUGCUUUCUUACUGCCUUGUUUUGUACAUCACCGCGCGGUGCAAAUAGACUCUUUUUUAUAAUCUCUCCAUGCCAGUUUGAAUUCGGAAGAAAAUGGAUCAAGGAAAUAUAUAUAUAUUUUUCUUCGAAAACUUCGAUUCUUAAGACAAACAUCAUUUUUGUCUUUGCCGGAAAACGUUCUCAGUGACCUAUUUUGUGGUUUCUUUUUCAAAAGAGAAGCUGAAAGAGUGGUAAAUGUUAGUAUACUCCGCCCACGAUGAAUGAUGAGAGAAUGUAUCCACCUGUACACUUUCAUACAUAUAAAGAUAUAUUAUUGAGAAGGCCAUGGAAGUGGCUCGUAAGAAAAAAUGUAUAACUGAGUAAAAAUAUAAAAUAUGAAGAGCAUUGCCCUGGCUCAGAAAUCAUAGUGUGCCGACCUGAAAUCUCUUACAGAAAAUGGAAUGUCUUUUGUUUCAGUCGCUCGUUACAGCUUAUCCCUGACACAGUGCAGAUACUCAGUCCUGCUUUCCCUGAAAUAUAAUACAGACAGAUUUUUGAUAUUUGCCGUCAGGCUCUAGUUUCCCAGCCUUUUCGGUGUUUUCUCAGCCUAGAAAGAAAGGUGAAUUCAUGUCUCCACAGAGACUAUGAGACGGGUCAGGGGGUGUAGAUAGGAGGUGGUGGUGGCCGGCCCAUGUAUCUGUCUGGGUGACAUCACACGUGGGACAGAGAGGUCCCCAAGCCGGCGCUGGACACCCCUGCGACCCAGGGGUUUCCUGGUGUGUAACCACUUCCUGGGUUUCCUCACUUUAUGCAAUGACCGACCUCAGUACUGGCAUAUUGUUAGACAGCUUUUAUUUGGAAAUAAGAGUUUUCUUAGAUCACGGAAAGCACGUCUUCCCUGCAGAGCCCAAGCUUCUCGGGAGGUGAGGCUCUGCAGCCUGGUCGGAGCCGAGCGCUGAGCGCAGGGUGGAGGUGCAGAGAGAGCUUUAAGGGCUCUGGGUGUGUGAUGCACCCCAAAAUGGGGUAUAAAUAUUGGAGGAAAUCCGGCUUUGAGAGCGAGGCCGGCCAUCUCACCCUGAGUGCCCUCGCGGACCCGACCCCUGCGUGACCAGACCCGCCAAGGGCCUGCGUGGCUGCCGUCGCUGCCCCGGCACCUCCUGCUCUCCGGCCGCCUGCAGCUCUGUUUCUGUUUACACUUUGAGCCGUGGGUCCGUGUGCGGUGGGGUCUCAGCUGUGAUCCUGAAGACCAGGGCCCUCUGCAGCCUCAGCGAGACCCCUUUCCCUCCUCUGUCGGCGCCGAGGAAGCCGGUGGACGUGCGGGCCGCCGGGCGCUGCUCUCGAAUGCCUCACCCUGCCCUCUCGGUAGUAAGAGGCAGGUGAUUACGACCUCUGCUUGCCUGCCCAUGGCAUUCGAUGUACUGGGGAUUUUUUAAAAGUUAGGUUUGUUGACGGGCUUCUGGCACACCUUCUAAAAGGAGAGAAACACUUGUUGAAAUUUAUGAGACCAGUGAUUUCUGCCAGCAUCCCCACCUUAGAGGUUUUGUGGCACACGUGUCGCCUGUUCAGUCGGGCUUUCCUGGAGAGAAUGCUUUAUUUAAGCCAUUAGGCAAGAUGAUAGAAACCAAACCAAGCCCGUUCGCAGCACGGCACCCACCCUCUGUGGACGGCGGGGGCUGGACCCAGACCCAGCAGCCAGCUCCCUUCUCUCUAAAAGGAAAGAAGGGAAGCAAGGGGAUGGUUGGAAGGGCCCAGAACCCGUCCCAGGUAGGAGUCUGUCUGCAUGGCCGAUGGGCCUUCAGAGGGAACCUCUGUCCUGGGGGACAGCUGAGCCUCACCCCGAGGCCAGACCCCGCGCCCCCCUCUGUUCCCCAGGCCUUCAUCACCAGUGCUUAAUAGUCAGUUCUUCUAGGAAAAGGGAACUUGAACUUUUCUACAUGGAACCAAACCCAUGGAGGGAUGAUUAACAUUCAGGAAUUUGAAUUCUGUCACUUUGUGGCUCAUCCUGUGCCUUAAAGUAGGAGGAAUGAGGUAUUGCUUCAGGUGAAAACGGAAGAGGCCUCUGAGCUGUACUCGCCACAGUCUACUCCGUACAGAUGCUCCUCAUCAGGAGGUUGGCCCUCCUUUGCCAAAACCUAAGCCAAAUGCACAUCCGCCUGUGUGUGUUUAUCCUGUGGUUGUUGCUUUAACUCCAGUCUCGCUGGUCCCCCCGCUGCAGACGGAACGCGGCAGAGGGUUUUUUGUCGGUGGGGUUGUAGGAGGUCCUUUCUGCCCAACUAAUUUUCCAUGACAAUGCAUGUAUUUAUUCAAUAAAACUUUUAUGUUCGCUCA
Messenger RNA from Sus scrofa (pig), 5395 nucleotides. RefSeq names its product extended synaptotagmin 2 (gene ESYT2). Lineage: Eukaryota; Metazoa; Chordata; Mammalia; Artiodactyla; Suidae. Gene Ontology annotation, cellular component: endoplasmic reticulum membrane. Gene Ontology annotation, molecular function: calcium-dependent phospholipid binding; phosphatidylcholine binding; calcium ion binding. The record is from RefSeq and is a predicted model, not a curated record. Gene Ontology annotation, biological process: lipid transport.